AGGCAGGCGGGCGGAAAAGUGUGGAGGAGGACUGGCCACAAGUGCUUCUUGACGAGACUUCGGCGGGCCAGUCUGGGAUGGGCAACGUCGCUCUGUCGCUGCUUGAUGGAGACAAACUGAUGGGGGAGAGGUAUGCCCGGAGGGGGAGAGAACCAAGCAGCAGCGGCCAUCGGAGUCUGCCGCCAGCCUGAGGAUUGAAAAGGAAUGCAUGCCCAAAGAAAUGUGUUUAAUUGGGUAGCGGCUGAAACUGAAUCCCAGCAAAAAAAAAAGAAAAGGCUAGAGUAUGGUAGUUUGCUUCAAUUGCCCAAGAGCACCUUUGUGUGUCAUGCUACUGCUUGACAACGAGAUUGUAAUUGGCAGCAUUUGCUGAAGCAUGGCCAUAUGAAUGGUAAACCGUGGCUUGUUCAAGGGAGUCUCCAAUGGCAUGUGUGGAGCUUCUGUACCUCGCCAAAGAGGGCGGUCAGGCAGAUCAGUGUCACAAUGUGGACUGGAGAGGGCAUGUUCCCCACUGUCAGGGACAGCCCAGUGAAAGUGUGGGGAUGACUCCAGUGCUCACCGUGACUGCCGAGUGCUGUGAGAGGCACUGCAAAGCUGUCCAAAAGGCAGCCAUGGCAGAUACUGCUGAGGCUCCUCUUUCCUUCACUGCUGCAUUCUGGCUGUCCCCAGAAUGUACAGCUACAGAUGAGGUCAGCUGCCACCCAGGCCUUCCCAAAGAAGAAAAGGAGGCAACCCAAAAGAGAGCUUGCUGCUGUGAAUCGGAGACGUCAUUCACUUGCGUGGAUGAAAAUGUCAACAAUCUAGAAUACCCAGGAAGUCUUGCCCAUAGGAGCUGUUGCCAAGCCCAGGAUCUCCUUCAUGAACCUGACCCUUGUGGAGAGAUGCCCCUCGAAUGGCCCUACGAUCCACCCUCUUUGGCUUCCGAGGAAGAUGAUGCUGGUUCGGAAGCUGCCGGGGGGAAGUCUGUAGACUAUGGCUUCAUCAGUGCCAUCUUCUUCCUGGUCAGUGGGAUUUUGCUAGUGAUCAUUUCCUACGUGGUCCCCAGAGAUGUGACUGUGGAUCGCAGCACGGUGGCGGCAAGGGAGAUGGAGCGGCUGGAGAAUGAGAGUGCAAAGAUUGGGGCUCACUUGGAUCGGUGUGUGAUUGCCGGGCUCUGCCUUUUAACAUUGGGGGGCGUAGUGUUAUCCAGUUUGCUCAUGAUGUCUAUGUGGAAAGGUGAGCUCUACAGGAGAAACAGAUUUGCAGCCUCCAAGGAAUCAGCCAAGCUCUACGGCUCCUUUAAUUUCCGAGUGAAGUCCUCCACAAAUGAUAAUAUGGAGUUAUCAUUAGUUGAGGAGGAUGCGCUUGCCAUAGAUAGUUAGGUUGCCCUUGGUGCUCUGAGGCAGCAAAGGAUGAAGAAAAUAAUUGUCAUUACAUGAAACCAACCAAAGCUUAAAAUAGCUAGCAUCGCCUGGCAAGGAGCAUCUUUUCCUAGCACGUUGAAAAUGGUACGUUUGCAUUCUAUAGACAUUUUAUUCUUGGGCGAAAGGACAAAGAGAUGAUAUUCAAAAUACUGUAUACUCUCCAGUUGGAAUUUGGACUGGUUGAGAAUGGCUCUCUCAGUAUUUGUGGAAACUUUCCUAUAGCUGAAAUCCUAAGCACAUGCACAUGGAAGCCAGUUCCACUGCAUCCUUGUUGUUUAGAGCUAGUGAAUGCAUGUGCGUUCACAUAGUCAGCUUCAGUGUUGAAAGGCCAGGUGUGCAUUUCUGGCACUGGACUCAAGAACAGUAGUGGUCUGGUCACCAUUAGCUGACACCCCAGCAGAGGUUUGGAACUUUCAUUUUGAUUUUCUACAAUGUCUAUUUGUAAGUGUGACUCCAGGGCAUUGUGGAAAAUUAAAAUGACAGAUCCUGGUUCCCUAUGGGGGCCUGCCAUUUUAAUGUCCCACAAUAUCCCCAAAGUAACAUUAUAUCAAAGGCACUACAGAAAAUUAAAAAGGUGGUGUAAUGCUGUUAAAAAUGAUUUUUUAAAAGGGAGAAGGUGUCAGCGGUGGGCACGGCUGGGUGUUAACCAGGGCUGUGGAAUCGGAGUCGUGGAGUUGGGAGCAAUUUUGGGUGGAGUCGGAGUUGGUAGAAAUGUACCGAUUCCGACUCCAACUCCUUCAUA
Molecule: messenger RNA, 2142 nt
Organism: Rhineura floridana
Lineage: Eukaryota; Metazoa; Chordata; Lepidosauria; Squamata; Rhineuridae
Gene: TMEM74
Product: transmembrane protein 74
Exons: 2
Coding region: 420-1358 (312 amino acids)
Source: RefSeq, a predicted model, not a curated record